UGGACUGCGCAUGCGACUUUCUCUAUACACGGCUUGGAGUUGUUUUGGAGCGGAAAAAGAGUAAGCCUGGGGGGUCUGACUAUCACAGGAAUUAGAACAAUAGAAAGGGUUCUGCUACCAGAAUGGACAUGGACGUGGAGUCAAGACAUGUCGGGAUCGGGCGGGGAGAACUGGAAGCUGGAAUACCUGCUGCUUGUUCUUCCAACUGCAGUGGCGGGGAGGACGACGAGACAGAGGCCAUCGGCCAGGCGAGGGAAGCCGGGGGCUCUAGUAGUCAACAUGUCCAUGAUGGAGGCGUGCUCGGGGGCGUAAGGGAACAGGAGGUGACGGUCGAAAUUGGAGAGACUUACUUAUGCCAACGAGCUGACAAGACAUGGCAUUCGGCAGAAGUUAUCCAGUCCCGGGUGAAUGAGCAGGAGGGAAGAGAGGAAUUCUAUGUGCACUAUGUUGGAUUUAAUAGGCGUCUGGAUGAGUGGGUGGGUAAGUCCCGACUGGCGCUUACCAAGACGGUGAAAGAUGCAGUGAGAAAGAGUACAGAGAUUGGCAUUGGUGAGUUAGGUGACCAGCCUGAGAGAAAGAUCACCCGCAACCAGAAGCGUAAGCAUGAUGAGAUCAACCACGUACAGAAGACAUAUGCAGAAAUGGACCCAACUACAGCUGCCCUCGAGAAGGAGCAUGAGGCGAUCACCAAAGUGAAAUAUGUGGAUAAGAUCCAGAUAGGAAACUUUGAGAUCGAUGCUUGGUAUUUCUCGCCUUUUCCUGAGGACUACGGAAAGCAGCCAAAGCUGUGGAUCUGCGAGUACUGCCUGAAGUACAUGAAAUAUGAGAAGACCUUCAGAUAUCACUUGUCCCACUGUCAGUGGAAGCAGCCUCCAGGUAAAGAGAUCUACCGGAGGAGUAACAUCUCUGUGUAUGAAGUGGAUGGACGAGACCACAAGAUCUAUUGUCAGAACCUUUGUCUUCUUGCCAAGCUCUUCCUUGAUCACAAGACACUCUAUUUUGAUGUGGAGCCCUUCAUCUUCUACAUCCUCACUGAAGUUAACAGACAUGGUGCACACAUAGUCGGCUACUUUUCCAAAGAGAAGGAAUCUCCAGAUGGGAAUAAUGUGGCUUGUAUCCUUACACUGCCACCAUACCAACGCAGAGGCUAUGGCAAGUUCCUCAUAGCUUUCAGUUAUGAGCUGUCCAAGCUGGAGAGUACAGUAGGUUCUCCGGAGAAGCCGCUGUCUGACCUGGGGAAGCUGAGCUACAGGAGCUACUGGUCCUGGGUUCUGUUGGAGAUUCUGAGAGACUUCAGAGGAACACUGUCCAUCAAAGACCUCAGCCAAAUGACCAGCAUUACCCAGAGUGAUAUCAUCAGCACACUGCAGUCGCUCAACAUGGUGAAGUACUGGAAAGGCCAGCAUGUCAUCUGUGUUACACCCAAACUGGUGGAGGAGCACCUGAAGAGUGCCCAGUAUAAGAGGCCACCAAUCACAGUUGACACUAUGUGUUUGAAAUGGGCACCACCCAAGCACAAACAAGCGAAGUUGUCCAAGAAGUGAGAGGUGGAGCCAGUGGUGCCACAUCUGUCAGUCAACCUGCACAUUUCUUUUACGACUUCUGUUCUCCUCAUCUUGUGAUGCCCUGCUUUCAUGAAGAACCAAUAUACAGUUGUAGUCUGUUAGUAAUUUGCCUUCUGUCAUAAAAUUCUUCAAUAAAGGAGAAAACAGUCCAA
This is a messenger RNA of Myripristis murdjan (pinecone soldierfish), 1717 nucleotides long. It is a transcript of the gene kat8, whose product is annotated as K(lysine) acetyltransferase 8. The transcript has 11 exons. Gene Ontology annotation, cellular component: MSL complex; NuA4 histone acetyltransferase complex; NSL complex. The coding region runs from base 123 to 1544 and encodes 473 amino acids. Gene Ontology annotation, biological process: regulation of DNA-templated transcription. Gene Ontology annotation, molecular function: histone H4K16 acetyltransferase activity. The record is from RefSeq and is a predicted model, not a curated record. NCBI's taxonomy places the organism in Eukaryota, Metazoa, Chordata, Actinopteri, Holocentriformes, Holocentridae.